Messenger RNA from Fundulus heteroclitus (mummichog), 3124 nucleotides. It is a transcript of the gene nudt4a, whose product is annotated as nudix (nucleoside diphosphate linked moiety X)-type motif 4a. The transcript is spliced from 5 exons. NCBI's taxonomy places the organism in Eukaryota, Metazoa, Chordata, Actinopteri, Cyprinodontiformes, Fundulidae. Gene Ontology annotation, biological process: adenosine 5'-(hexahydrogen pentaphosphate) catabolic process; diadenosine pentaphosphate catabolic process; diadenosine hexaphosphate catabolic process. Gene Ontology annotation, cellular component: nucleus; cytoplasm. The record is from RefSeq and is a predicted model, not a curated record. Gene Ontology annotation, molecular function: bis(5'-adenosyl)-pentaphosphatase activity; bis(5'-adenosyl)-hexaphosphatase activity; diphosphoinositol-polyphosphate diphosphatase activity. Bases 313 to 858 code for a protein of 181 amino acids.
CCGCUCUGGGGUCAGCUGGUGCAGCAGGAGCAGCGUUUCCCUGACAGAUGUGAGCCAGUCUGUUGAGCCAUGCGUGUUGACAGCGGCUGUAAACCCCAGAGAGCAGAGGCAGCCUGACUUUAGUCUCAGCGCAGAAAUGAAGGAUCCGACAAUCCUGGCUGGAAGUGGGACCAUCUGAAGAAGAACUGUUGCUCUUCCGGAAAUAUAUACGAGGUUAUCUUUCUUUUCCACCGCCCUCACUUCCCUGUUCUUUUAUUUUAUUUUUAUUUUUUUAUAUAUAUAUAUCGAUAUUACCUAAAGAAUAGAGCAUAUAUGAUGAAAUACAAGGCCAACCAGACCAGGACGUACGACGGAGAGGGCUUCAAGCGAAGAGCGGCGUGUUUGUGUUUGAGAAGCGAGGAGGAGGACGAGGUUCUGCUGGUGAGCAGCAGUCGACAUCCAGACCAAUGGAUUGUCCCCGGAGGAGGCAUGGAGCCCGACGAGGAGCCCAGUGUAGCCGCUGUCAGGGAGGUGUAUGAAGAGGCUGGUGUGAAGGGGAAACUUGGCAGAUUACUUGGGAUAUUUGAGCACAAUCAAGACAGAAAGCACAGGACUUACGUCUACACUCUUGUUGUGACAGAAGCACUGGAGCACUGGGAGGACUCGGUCAACAUUGGUAGGAAGAGGAAGUGGUUCAAGGUGGAGGACGCCAUCAGGGUGCUGCAGAGCCACAAGCCCGUCCACGCAGAGUACCUCCGCAGGCUGGCCGACACCUGCGGACCCUCCUACGGGCCUGUGUGUUGCCCCCGGGCGAUGGACAGCAAGGCACCACACUAUGUGGUUUGCUCCACGCAGGACUCAGAGCUCUUCAACAGAUAGGACCUUCAGCUAAGCGUUCCGUCUAGAGGAGUUUGAUGGACUAUACCGGAGCAUUGGUUGCUUAACGAAUGCAGCUUUUUUUCCCCCCCUGUGUACAAAAUGAAUUUUGCUGGAAGUUAUAAAACGUAAGCUGUAGUAGUUCUUAAAAAGAGGUACAACACUUUCUAGCUACUUGCUAAUUUCCUGGAUCGUUUAAGCAAAGGCUACCAGCUGACAGAGCAAAUAUGUCCCCUUGCAGGGUUUAAAUUUUUUGGUGCAUUUUUUUUUUUUGCACUGCGAUGUACAGUUCUUACCGGAGGAGGGGCUUACAUGUUGCAUAUUUGACUGUCAGCGUUCCCAGUGCGUUGGUGGUUUCCAGAAGGCUGAAACUGGGAAAUGUUGGCCUUAAGAGGAAGCCCUGUUCCCACACUGACUCAUUGCCAAAUAAUUUCCUGUUGCGAGAGGUUUUUAAGUGGGAGUAGCCACAAGUGUGUGAAUGUUUUAUUACAAUUCUUUUUUUUUUUUUGUGCAUCUUUUUCCUCAUAACACUUCGAUUUUUGGUCUUUGAGGGGUUGGUUUAAAGUUUGUUUUGCUGGUGUUUUAGCAAUCCAUUUAAAACUUGAGCGGUUGCCCCAACCAGCACUAAGAAAUAAUUUAACAAAUGUAUUAAUACACAUUUUUUUUGGUGGUAUUAAUGGUGGUAAAGAAAAGUGAAAACUUGUCAAAUAAAUUCAUUCUUUAUUGUAGCACAAUGAUAUUACACUAAAAAAAGACUAAUCUAGUCUUUAAUUUAAAGAUUUUUACUGAGUGGGUAAAAAAAAAAUCACAUGUUAAGAUUUAUGAUGCCAUAAAAAGGAUCGCAGGACAGGAAACAGGCCCACGUCAUCACAUGUCUUCCACCGUGCAUUACAGUGAGCAUGAAGGGUGUUUCCAUGCACUGAACCUUUGCUUCACAGCAAACCCACGCGACCUGUUUGUGCCUAGAAAGAUCAAUCCUAUUCUCAUCUGACCAAAGCAUGCAGCUCAGGCUAAAGUCCCUGCAGCACAUGGCAACGGCUGCAUGUUUACAUGUUUGACACUAAGACGCAGAAAGCUUUUUUUAUGGCAUGCUUCCCAAACACUCAGUUGCCACGUUUAGAGCAACUCGCGAUUGUUAUGAAGGCUUUGGUGACACCAAGAUGCCCCUCUUUGUUGCAGUAGUGAGCUUUAGAACCUUCUCCUCACCGCGCAUGAUGUAAAAAUAAACUAUUUCCCUCCUGCACUCCUGCUUGUCGCAGUUCCAGUUGUUUAAACUUUUUUAUUCAUUUCUCUGACUGUGGCUAUUGGCUGAUUUCAGUGAGCAGCUACUGUAUUGCCGUGUGCCUAUAAAGUGACUUAAGAUCAGCAGACAUCUCCCUUACUAGAAUGGCGAGAUUGUAUUUCCUAUUUUUAAGAGUGUCUAAGAGAAACGGGCAGCUGUGCCAUGUAUUCCCCAGAGAAGCAGCAAGUUAUAAAUUACUAAUUGAAAUUUUAGACAUUCUGAUCAACCUAAGGAAAAAAAAGGUAAGCAUACAUUUAAGAAAAAGCUCCAGCAACACUUUUUUUAUUAUUGGAAUUGUUAGGGAUGCCGACAUAUGUGCCAAUGGUAAUGUUGUUAACAACUGUUGCUUAAUGUCAGAUUCCCCCUACCCAGAUGAAAGUGUCAAAAUCAAAGGCUGAAUUAUUAUUAUUUUUUACUUAUUUAUUUAUUUAUUUUACAUGUCAUGGAAACUAUGCAAUUACAAGAUUGACUUAUUUUCAGCUUUUUCAACAUCAACAGUUUUUUGAAAAAGAUGUGUCAUGCAAGACCCUGAGCUACAAUAAAUGUGUAUUAAAGUGGUAUGGGUUUCUUUUCCAUGUGCCUUAAUAAAAUGUAUAAACAAAUAAAAAUGUGUUUUAUGAACAGAUUAAUGACUAGAUUUUUUUAAUCCCUUUAAAAUCCCAGAUUUCCUGUAUGUCUGAGCUGAGGUUGCAUUUCAUGUACAUUGUAAGUAAGAUUAAUAAUUGGUCCCACCCCCAUAAUUCCUUAGAACAAAACCAUAAACUAAUGCCUCAUCAUUGACUGUCCCGAGUCUGCAUUGACGUCGUGUUCACAUUUUAUUGAAAGCGGUAGUUAGGAGUGAUGUUACUGUCAAAUUGAGCAUAAUCUUGUUCUAAGUCAGAAAGCCAGGGAUCUUUCUAAUUGUUUACUAUUAACAGUAUGAGCCAAUAAUGAUGUAUUUCUCUCAAUGUAUGCAUUCAAACAAUAAAAUGAAUAUGUUCACAAGUG